AUGGCAUCAUCACCGCUUAGUACCGAGUCCAAAGUCCUUAUCGUGGGAGCGGGGACUUGGGGCUGCAGUACCGCGCUUCAUCUGGGUCGUCGAGGCUAUAAACAUGUGACAGUCCUCGAUCCCUAUCCGGUUCCUUCACCCAUUUCCGCUGGUACCGACCUGAACAAGAUCCUGGAGUUGGGCUCUUUUGCUGGAGACGACGCUGACGAGCGGUACGUGUCUAACAAGUUGCUGGAAGCAGCCACUGAAGGAUGGCGCCACGAUCCCGUGUUUAAACCACAUUUCCACGAGACUGGCUGUAUCCUGGCGGCGACAUCGGAAGACGCUCGUAAGCACAUGAACACGCGGGAUGGGCCCAGUGAAGCAGCUGGGUGGAUUCCACUGAGGACCAAGGAAGACUUCCAAGCAACCAUGCCCAAAGGUGUUUUGACUGGAGAUUUCCCUGGUUGGCAAGGAUGGUGGAUGCAGAAAGGAGCAGGGUGGGUUCACGCCCGUAAGAGUAUGGAGAGUGCUGCCAGAGAAGCCAUACGGCUGGGAGUCAAAUUCAUCACCGGCGAACAGGCAGGCCGUGUGUCGAGUUUGAUCUAUGGUUCUUCUGACAUCAAGGGUGCCAUCACCGCUGAUGGUACUCAUCAUUACGCAGACAGGACCAUACUCUGCGCAGGCGCCAGCGCCGCGGCGCUGUUCGACAUGAAAGACCAACUUCGACCCACGGCCUGGACACUGGCCCAUAUUAAGAUGACUCCAGAGGAAGCCAAACUGUACAAAGACCUUCCCGUGCUGUUCAACAUCGAGCGUGGCUUCUUCAUGGAGCCCGACGAGGAUAAUCAUGAGCUGAAAAUGUGUGAUGAACACCCUGGGUAUUGCAACUGGAUCCCCGACACUUCUGCCCAAGAUGCUCGCCAGAUCAGCUCCCCCUUUGCAAAACACCAGAUUCCCCUCGAGAGCGAAGCACGCUGCCGAGAAUUCUUGCGUGAGACCAUGCCUCACCUUGCAGACCGACCUUUCUCUUUUGCACGGAUAUGUUGGUGUGCAGACACUCCCAACCGGGCAUUCCUAAUCUCUAAGCACCCACAGUACGCCUCCUUGGUGCUGGGUGUGGGUGGCUCCGGACAUGGAUUUUGCCAUAUCCCAGCAAUCGGAGGCUUCAUUGCCGAUGCCAUGGAAGACAGACUCGACGACAAGUUGAAGCAGAGCUUUCGAUGGAGGCCAGAGACGGCCAAGGGCAGGGAUUGGAAAGAUCUGCAGGGUAGAUUCGGCCCGAAAGGAGGCAAUCGGGUGAUGGACUUUCAAGACAUCAAGCAAUGGACAAACAUUGGCGAAAAGCAACAGCAACAGAAUGCUCAGGUUCAUUAA
Molecule: messenger RNA, 1356 nt
Organism: Fonsecaea multimorphosa CBS 102226
Lineage: Eukaryota; Fungi; Ascomycota; Eurotiomycetes; Chaetothyriales; Herpotrichiellaceae
Exons: 1
Coding region: 1-1356 (451 amino acids)
Molecular function (GO): saccharopine oxidase activity; sarcosine oxidase activity; flavin adenine dinucleotide binding
Source: RefSeq, a predicted model, not a curated record